AUGGGGUCGCAGGUCAGGUUGGUUAUCGCCGUGUGUGGAAUAUAUGCGACGUUCUUAACGUGGAGUUUGGCGCAGGAGCCCUUGACGACGUCGGUGUGGCCAAACUCGGCAGCCAGGUUCAGUCACUCGAGCUUCAUCGUGCUGUGCCAGGCGCUGACGGCGGCGGUGGUCGGGCUUUGCUAUCUGAAGGCGCAGCGGAGCGGCUACGGGGCGCGGGAGUUCAUACGGAAGCAUUGGGCGGAUGUGGCAGGGAUCUCGCUGACGCAGGCGCUGUCUGCGCCGGCCGCGAACCACUCGCUACAGUACGUAGACUACGUGGGGUACAUGCUAGCGAAGAGCUGCAAACUGCUGCCGAUCAUGCUGGUACACGUGCUGGUCUACCGCACGCCGAUCGGGCGCGACAAGGCGCUGGUGGGCGUGCUCGUGAGCGGCGGCGUGGCGCUCUUCACGCUGGGGGGGGCAGAGAGAAAGCAGGGCGAGGCGUCGCUGUAUGGGCUCGGGAUGCUCCUGGUCAGUUUGUUUCUGGACGGGCUGACGAACGCCAGCCAGGACCGGCUGCUGCGCCGCCCGGCGAGCAAGAAGAUUACGGGCGCGCAUCUGAUGGUAGCCCUCAAUACGGCCAUCGUGCUCUGGAACCUGGCCUACCUGGUCCUGUUCGACCGGACGCAGUGGCAGGGCAGCCUGCAGCAGCUGCACGCAGACCCAGCCAUUCUGACCUAUCUGUUCACGUACUGCGCAUGCGGUGCCCUGGGGCAAUGCUUUGUGUUCUUCACACUAGAGCAUUACAGCUCGCUGGUGCUCGCAACCGUCACCGUUACCCGCAAGAUGGUCUCCAUGCUCCUGAGCAUCGUGGUCUAUGGGCACAGCGUCAGGCCGGUCCAAUGGCUCGGCAUACUGGUCGUCUUCGGGGGCAUUAUCUGGGAAACCGUGAAGAAGGGCCAGCGCGGCUCCGGCCAAAAGUCAAAGCAGCAUUGA
Eremothecium gossypii ATCC 10895 is the source of this 975-nucleotide messenger RNA. RefSeq names its product UDP-galactose transporter HUT1 (gene HUT1). Gene Ontology annotation, molecular function: UDP-galactose transmembrane transporter activity; UDP-glucose transmembrane transporter activity. The transcript has a single exon. Gene Ontology annotation, biological process: UDP-galactose transmembrane transport. Bases 1 to 975 code for a protein of 324 amino acids. Lineage: Eukaryota; Fungi; Ascomycota; Saccharomycetes; Saccharomycetales; Saccharomycetaceae. The record is from RefSeq and is marked provisional. Gene Ontology annotation, cellular component: endoplasmic reticulum membrane; Golgi membrane.